AUGAAUUUCUUUCAUCCACUUCUACAAACUUUGCAAUUCAUGCGUUUCAAUCUUAGUGCUGAUCGAUAACAAACUACUCUUAAUCUCCUCAACCCACAGAUCAAACUUGAAGAGAAUGACCCACUCCUUCCUCCCAUCUAUUAAAUGACGUAAUAGGAACUACUACAAAGACACAUGGCCGAUUCCAAACCUCUCGGAAUGUAAAUGUAGACUCUUCCCCAAUAGCAAGAGCAACCUAAAGCUAUUAACAAGAAAAUAAGCAAAAAAACCAACACUUGUGGCCAUCCAGACAAAGAACAUUAUGCCAAGGGAAUGUGCAACAAUUGUUAUCAUCGUUUAGGCAGAAACAAACAGCCUUGGCUAUGUUCACACAAAAAAUUAUAUGCAUGUGGACUCUGUUAGAAUUGCUAUAUCAAUCAAUAUAAUAAAAAACGAAGAGUCGAAAAUCAAGAUCAACAAGAAUCAGAACUCAAUAACCACUCCAGCAUACCAAAACCAGACAAUUGAUUCUUUAUUUUUAUCUAAUUUGUAAUUUUUUCAUAUCUUUU
Paramecium tetraurelia is the source of this 548-nucleotide messenger RNA. RefSeq lists its product as uncharacterized. NCBI's taxonomy places the organism in Eukaryota, Ciliophora, Oligohymenophorea, Peniculida, Parameciidae. The transcript is spliced from 4 exons. The record is from RefSeq and is a predicted model, not a curated record.